Messenger RNA from Nycticebus coucang (slow loris), 3413 nucleotides. Its product is annotated as leucine-rich repeat-containing protein 37A2-like. The transcript is spliced from 21 exons. The record is from RefSeq and is a predicted model, not a curated record. Lineage: Eukaryota; Metazoa; Chordata; Mammalia; Primates; Lorisidae. Gene Ontology annotation, molecular function: protein binding. Bases 1 to 2811 code for a protein of 936 amino acids.
AUGUCCCUACUGCGACUGUGGACCCCAAGGGUCCUUCUCACGUGGCAACUGUGGCUGCUGAUACAGGCAGCUCCUAUUUGGAGGUGGCCCCGGGACCGGAUCCAGCCUACCUCCGAAUCCCCAGGGCCGAAAGAGCCCUGGUCUUCCCUCUCUUCCGAUCUCUCAACCGAAUCCCCUCAUGUGCCUACACCCCCAGCAGAUCCUGGGGACUUUGAUUACCUGGGGUCCUCUGCUCCUUCCCACUUGUCGGCUCUACCUCAGGAGUUGCCUGAGAAUUUGGCUCCAUUACUGGACACGGAUUCAGCUCAAGAGCUACCUCAAGGACCAGAUAGGUUUGCUAUUCUACGUCGUCGGCGUCUGAGGAACAAGCUAAGGAGACGACAAAGGCUUCCAGAGGAGGAGACCCCAACUCAGCCUCUAGAGCAUCCUAAGAAGGCAAAACCUGCCACCCAGGAGGAGAAUCCAACUCAGCCUCUAGAGCAUCCUGAGGAGGAGGAGACCCCAACUCAGCCUCUAGAGCAUCCUAAGGAGGCAAAACCUGCCACCCAGGAGGAGAAUCCAACUCAGCCUCUAGAGCAUCCUGAGGAGGUGAAACCUGCCACCCAGGAGGAGACCCCAGCUCAGCCUCUAAAGCAUCCUGAAGAGGCAAAACCUUCUGCCACCCAGGCGGAGAAUCCAACUCAGCCUCUAGAGCAUCCUGAGGAGGUGAAACCUCCUGCCACCCAGGAGGAGAAUCCAACUCAGCCUCUAGAGCAUCCUGAGGAGGAGGAGACCCCAACUCAGCUUCCAGAGCAUCCUGAUGAGGUGAAACCCUCUGCCACCCAGGAGGAGAAUCCAACUGAGCCUCUAGAGCAUCCUGAGGAGGUGAAACCUUCUGCCACCCAGGAGGAGAAUCCAACUCAGCCUCUAGCACAUCCUGAGGAGAAACCUCCAGAUGUGGAGGUUACCAUAACUUCAGAGCCUACCAAAGAGGCUGAAUCUUCUUCAACCCAGCAGGAGACCCCAACUCAGCCUCCGGACCUGGGUCUUACUGUAACUCCAGAACCCACUACAGAGGUUGAACAUCCUGUGGCUCUGGAGAGGAUGGCAGCUCCCCAUCCAGACCAGAUUCAGACUCAGCCUCCAAUCCCGACUGAAGUUACAAUUCAAAUAUCCGAGUCAGACAUUACCGUAACUCAAAAUUCGUUGUCAAAUUACAACACGGAACAAGAGAUUGCCAAUAUCAACACCGACAUGAACACCAGCAUAUGUGAGCUCUGUACCUGCAGAGAUGAGACACUGUCGUGUGUUGGUCUCAGCCCGGAGAAGAGACUCCGCCGAGUGCCUGUGCAGGGGCCUGAAGCCUAUAAUGGCACCUUCACCGUCUUAAAUUUCCAAGGAAAUGCUAUUUCUUACAUUGAUGAGAAUGUAUGGAAAUCAUACCGUUGGACUGAGAAACUAAUUCUCAGUGAAAAUCAUUUGACUGAAUUACAUAAAGAUUCAUUUGAAGGCCUGCUAUCCCUCCAGUAUUUAGAUUUAUCCUGCAAUAAAAUUCAAUCUAUUGAAAGACGUACCUUUGAAUCACUACCAUUUCUGCAGUAUGUAAAUCUUGGUUGCAAUUUAAUCACUGAACUGAGCUUCGGAACGUUUCAGGCGUGGCAUGGAAUGCAAUUUUUACACAAGGUAAUUCUCAAUCGUAAUCCUUUGACAACUGUUGAUGAUUCAUAUCUUUAUAAAUUGCCGGCAUUAAAAUACCUAGACAUGGGAGCAACACAAGCCCCACUUACAACAGUUGAGAACAUCCUCAUGACAACUCUUGAGUUGGAAAAACUGAUCUUACCUAGCCAUAUGGCCUGCUGCCUCUGCCAAUUUAAAAAUAAUAUUGAGGUUGUCUGCAAGACAGUGAAGCUACAUUGUGAUGCAUGUAUGGGAAACAGCACAGAAGAUUGUUUUGAAGAAGCAAGUGUAGGAAAUGCAGAGGGAGCGCUCAUGAAGGUAUUACAAGCCCGGAAGAAGCACACGAGCACCGAGCUGACCAUUGAGCCAGAGGUAUCUGCAAAUAAAAAUGGCGUCGGCUUGUCCGGCUCCACGAGCGACCAGAUCGAAAUGCAGCUAAACCAGCAGCUCCGAUCCCUCAUCCCCAACAACGACGUGAGAAGGCUCAUUUCUCACGUUAUCCGGACUUUGAAAAUGGACUGCUCUGAGACCCAUGUGCAACUGGCCUGUGCCAAGCUCAUCUCUAGAACAGGUCUCCUGAUGAAGCUUCUGAGUGAGCAGCAAGAAGUAAAAGUAUCCAAGGCAGAAUGGGAUACGGAUCAGUGGAAGAGUGAGAACUACAUCAACGAGAGCACAGAAGCCCAGGCUGAACAGAAAGAGCAGGAGUCAAGUGAGCUCACUAAAGGAGUUCCAGGAUAUGGCUAUAACAACAAACUCAUCUUGGCGAUAUCUGUGACUGUUAUAGUGAUGAUUUUGAUUAUAAUUUUCUGUCUUAUUGAGAUUUAUUCUCAUAGAAGAGCAGCAAGGACAGAUGUAGAAUCAGGCUCAACCCCAAGGAGGGGCUUUUUCGAAUUUCUGCAUAGGAGAUGCUCAUCGCAGAGUGAAAGCCAGGAGGGCUUUUUCUGGUUAAGGCGUCCACUUUGGCUUAGGGAUAUGUACAGACCUCUCAAUGCCACACGCAAGAAAAACAUGGCCCAGAAGCUUCACGACAAGUCUUCUGAUGAGGAAGAGAUUUACAAGAAGAAUGCAGGGGAGCCCGUAUCAACACCUGUGGAUUCCGCUACUGAAGGGGGUGAAGAAAGUGAGACUGCGCCAGAGGGGGAGGACAAAGAGUGAUCCAGCCUGCCUAAGGCCGCCUGCAAACUGUAUUUUCUAAUGUUGGCAUCUCAACACUGCUUGUAAGAUACUUAUUUUUCGCACACAACAAAUGUAUAUAAUCUAUUGCCAAUUCCAGCCAGCUGGUAAGAAACUUAAACGUUAAUAGUUAAAUAUUUAUACACGCGAAACAAGGGCCAGAGAAAAGAAAAGCAGGACUGAAGCCAGAGACUGUCAAGCUGGCCAACACCUCCACAAGAGGCAUUGUGGGCAGAGAACACACAGGGGCUCCCCCACCUCAUUUCCCAGUCUAGUCAGUCUCCGGGAAGCUGAAAAUGUAUCAUCCUGGAGAGAGGGUGCCAAUUUUUAAAUCAAAUACAGUUGUUCUGGGGCUCUCUCCCCUGGUCCAUUAAGAACCAGUCGUUUACAACAUACUUGACCUCUUGCCCUGAGGGAACCUUCCUUCUGCUGCCACCUCUCAGAGGGUGGGUGGGGUUGCCAGAAACGUUUGGAUCACUAAGCUGACCUGCACUAUUGCGUCAAGUCCUGUCUUUUCUCCCAUGCUCCCAAAUUCAUGCGUGAAUAUGUAUCCUUUACCCUUUAAAGCUGGUAGAAAAUUCAAA